AUUUUCCCAUCGUUGUUCUGAAACGUCAGAAGAUGCUUUUAACCAAUUUGUGGUGAAAUUGUUUUGGUGAUGUUUGAAAUUAGUAUUUCUGCUCUUCGAAGAAGCAUUUAUUUAUGAUUAUAGAGAAAUUUGAGUUUACUACAUAUUUUGGGGCGGCCAAAGAUGGUACACCACUGCGUUACGUAGCCAUGGGCAGAGGAGAUUUCCAUGGUUUUAUUAUGUGUAUGUCAACGUACGAUAUUAUGACAUAUUGCAUCAGCGUACUUGAAUAUGAUAUUCAGAAGACAAGAGAGCAAACUGAAAAGACUGGAAAGGAAAUCAAUGAAAUAAGCUACAUUUUAGAUUUUGAGCAUUUUUCUCUACAGCAAUGUACUUAUUUUUGCGUUGUGGAAAUGGGACUGGAUUUGUUGAGAAUGUUACAAGAUUAUUAUCCAGAAAUUUGGAAAAACAUACUGAUUGUGAAUGCUCCAUUUUACUUCUAUCAAGCAUUCAAUCUUAUGAAACCGAUAUUACGGCAAACCCUCUUACGAAAUAUUCGAGUUACAUCGAAAGAGGACACAGCAGGACUAUUGCUGAAGUAUGUGGACCCUGAAGUGUUGCCAGCGUUUCUUGGAGGCAAAAGGGUUGAUUCGAAAGGAGAUCCUAUGUGCUCUGAAUUUAUAAAAUAUGGAGGUAUGGUUCCUGAAGAAUAUUAUGCGUGCAACAGAACUCAUCUACCGAAAAAGGAUCCCAAUACAGAAAAAAUAUUAAUUGCUGCCAGAUCCUUUUACAAUUAUCCAGUUAUCGUCCAAAAAGCGGAUUCUUAUAUACGAAUAGAGCUCAGUGCAAAAGGUGGUUCUAUUCUCACUUCGCUACUCUACAGGCCAUUUGAUCAAGACUUAGAGAAACCCAACAUACCACGAACAGAUGAACGUCUAGAUCCGCAUAACGAGGAACACAAUAUUCGCCUUGUCAGCCCACCCAUUAGGCUUCAAGCCCAUCUACCAAUCAAUUACCACAAAUUUGUUCCGUGGCCUGGUAUUUAUAUAUUCAAGUUCGAUAACACUCACAGCUGGAUGAAAUCAAGAAGAAUUGACUUCAACAUUCAAGUUGAACCUCAUUGCUCCUGAUGCUUUUAUUAAAAGAAUAUGGAAAUCUUAUACAACUGCACAACAAUUGUUUGAAAAUGGCAAUGCAACUGUGGAAAACUGCAUAGAGGCCGAUUUCCUAAAUUUCAGGAAAAUAAUCAUUCUGUUGCUCUCUCAUCUCAUUUCAUGUGCGAUUUAGAUGACAUUAUGAAAUUAUUUUUCAAACUUUUCAAUAUCAUGGACGUUUUCCUUCAAAAAUAAUAUUACAUUUUUAAUUAAACAAUUUAAUAAUAAA
Molecule: messenger RNA, 1362 nt
Organism: Stegodyphus dumicola
Lineage: Eukaryota; Metazoa; Arthropoda; Arachnida; Araneae; Eresidae
Product: SEC14-like protein 2
Cellular component (GO): cytoplasm
Source: RefSeq, a predicted model, not a curated record